CAGGCUGAAGUGAAUGCAGAGAGAGAGGAGGGGAAAGCAGAGCACAAGCGAAAGAAGGUUAGCCAGCAGCGAGUGAAGAAAAUGGCGAUCACGCAGGAUGAAUGCCUCCCCUCGUAGAUGCUGCAAACGCGUUGAAUUUCUUUAGCCUUACAGUCGGCUUUCCUUUCCACUCUGUUGCACUUUAUACUUCAAUGAGAGAUUAGGAAUUGGAAGCUGUUGCCACCAAAGAAACUGAAGCAUCUUAACAGGGAACACACCCACAGAGGGAAGAACAGUGGAUGGAAGAGAGAGAGAGACGGAGAGUGUGACAAGGAAGGAGGAUAAGAAGAUACGGGACUGGACAAAAGUGCCAGAGCAUACCAAGUCAAGACAGCGUCCUUAAUCUAAACCACGUCCCCCCUUCCCCCUCCCUGCACGUAACUUUCGCAUCCACACAAACACACACUUGCAGACACAAACACACACAUACAGUCCUCAGCGAUGCCAAGGAGGGCUGAUCAGCCUGCUGCCCGCUCUGACAAGCCCUGCCUCUUCACCUCAGACCCUUGAGGCUGUGCUCUCUGAGCUUUGACCGUUGACCUCCCCUGUGUCGACCUGGGAACCAGAGGUCACCUGUUCUCCACUCAACCCGGGGACGCCCUCCUGCCCAGCCAGGACCUGCAGCCACCAGUGGCACUCAAAGGCAUGGCUCCCAUUCGGGAUUCCGUCAGCCACUCCCCUAAUCAAACAGGUCUGGAGCAUCCUGGCUUGGACUCGCAGUAUGAGCCUUCCCCCUGGUCCUCUGGCUCUCCCUGCAGCAGUGACAGCAACAGCAACUGGGGCAAAGUCCUAGUGGACGGAAGCACUGACAAACCCAGUAACUCUUCUUCAACCAGCUCGUCCGUCUGGCCUCCCUCUUCCUCUUCAUUUUCUUGCUCCUCCUCUUCUUCCUCUUCUGGCUGCGGGUCAGGAUCUGACCCUGAGUUGGCAUCAGAAUGCAUGGACGCAGAUUCUAACUCCUCAAUUGGCUCGGAGAAAAACCUUGCCGCUGUUGCUGCGACAACAGUGAUGAUGAUGUCAGCAAAUGCUUCUUCCUCUGUGUCUUCUACAGCUUCUUCCCCCUCCUCCUCUUUGGUGACCCCUACAAUGAUGGUCGGCGUUUCUGUGAAUGGGGACAGCAAUGGCAACAGUCGUCAGGUAAUUGGUGGCGGUGUGGGAACCAUCAGCAGUGCAAAUAAUGGAAAUAAUAACAUCACCGGGCCCUCACACUACUCUGUGGCUGGGUCCAACAGUAUUGGCAGCAAUAAUAUGACUAACCACAACAAGCUUGUCAGCAACAGUGGUGUAUGGGGCACCCAGUCAGGCAGCAACAUGAUCACCACUGGUGGAAGCACCCCCUGCAUCAAUGGAGGGUUGAACCCAAACACUUUAAACCCAAAUGCCAACCAUGGUGCCUGGCCACAGAAUCCAUCCCCAAGCCCAGUGUCCCAGGGCCAACGGCCUCCACAGGCUCAGGGGAUGACUUCCAAACUGGGUAUGGCUCCCCAACAAAGCCCUUUGCUGGGCUGGGGUGGCAUGGCAGCUCCAGACAACAGCAGUAUGAUGGAAGACACUGAGUUGAAUAAUGGUACAUCAGGCGGCAAGGUGUUAGGAAGCAGCAACAGUGGAAAUGGAGGCCUGCAGCCUCCCAACCUUAACACUGAAUUCAAUGGACCAAAUAACACUAUCAUGAUGAAUACUACUACUACUACUACUAACGCCACAAUGACCUCUAGUCCACCAAACUCUACCGCCUCAUCCCAACUCAGUGGGGAUUGUUCCUGGGGUUCCAUUGGAGGAGGGAAUGGGGGUCCGCUGGCCAAUGGAAACCCCUCAUCAGCCCCCCAGCACCCCCAAGGAGAGCUGGGGGUUACUGGGGCCUUCGGUACGCCUUGGGGCGCAGCUACCUACCCUGUAGACAAGGGCCCCCCAAAUGCAGACACUGUGAACCCCCAAAUCUCCUCUACUGCUGCUUACAAGAGUAAUAAUAACCACAAUAACACUGGGGCCCCACGCUGGGACCAGGGGCCCAACAGUAACCCAAACCAGCCUCAGAGCAACUUGUCCUGGGGUGUUGGCUCAAAUCAAAUCCCAGGCUCUGCAGCCCAAACACCAGGAAAUGGGAACCAAACUACAAUGGGCCCUCCAGCAGGGAUACCUCACCCCUGGGGGAGCAGUGCAUCCUCUUCUUCUUCAUCCUCAUCAUCCUCUUCCACAUCUAACAACAAGAUGUCAAAUGGAGAAUGGGGAUCAACAACUCCUGUUAACAACCUCUCAGAUGCUGGAAGCCAUAAAGGAAGCUCUACCAACAAUGGCUGGAAGAGCCUGGAGGAUGACGCCAUGGGCAUGGGAGGAGCAGGGGGAGGAGGUGGAAGCCAUGGCUUAGGGAAUGUCACUGGAAGCUGGGGCCGCUCUGGAGGAAGUGAGGGAAGCGGGGAGAGCUCCGGAGGCCGAUCCAGCUCAGACAGAGACCAGUCAAAAGGGGGAAAUCGCAGAAAAGGUACCCAUUCUGCAACAAUACUAUCAGCUCUGACCCGGGCCGAUGUGGACCCGAGGGUUCUGUCCAACACUGGAUGGGGACAGACGCCCAUACGGCAGAACACUGCCUGGGAUGUCAGUUCUCCUGCUAGCAAUCAGCACCAGGCUCCCAGAGGAGACGAAAGAAAGCAUAGUAGUGGAGGCUCCGGCUGGGGCACAGCAACACCGGCAGCUCCCUCCCAGACCUCUGGAGGCUGGGGGGGUGGGCCAGGCAGCUCAGGUCCAGAUACAGGAGGUUCUGCCUGGGGAGAGCAGAGACCAACCUCUAGGUGGGACAGCAAAGCCCCACCAAACGGAGGAGGUGGGCAGAGUGGCUGGGAUGAUGGAUCCAGCUACAAGGGUAGUAACAACAACAGUAACACCUGGAGCAACAAUAUUAACAAAGAAGACAGAUCCAGUACCUGGACUAAUGCACCAAAACCACAGCAGAGCUGGGGUUCCAAUAGUGGCAAUGGAAAUGAAACCUGGGGUGGCAGUGGAGAUGGUGCAAGACAAGGGGCCAGCAACCACUGGGGAGAGCCCCAAAAAGGGGCAGGCUCUGUGGGCUGGGACAGCGACAGCGACCGGUCUGGCUCUGGAUGUUGGAGUGAGCCAAGCCGAACCAACACCAGCAGCAGUAACACCUGGGUGGGGAGUGGAGGAUCAAAUACUCCAGACCAGAACACUCCAAACCCGGGCUCCAACUGGGGAGACUCAGUCCAAAAACCCAAUCCUCAUAGUAACAGUCAGGGUUGGGGCGAGCCAAUGAAGAACAACCACGGAGGCCAGAAUUGGGGUGAGCCAAAUCCUAAGCCCUCCAACGAGUGGGGAAAAGGUCCUGAGUCCAACAUGUCCAGAGGCAAUCAAGGCCCUAACAAGCCCACAGGCUGGCUAGGAGGUCCCAUGCCCACAGUAGGUCAGAAGGAGGAAGUUGCAACUGGAUGGGAAGAACCUUCUCCUGAGUCCAUCCGUCGUAGGAUGGAGAUCGAUGAUGGAACUGCGGCUUGGGGAGACCCAGGCAAAUACAGCGGAGGAUCUGUCAAUAUGUGGAACAGGAGUGGCCAACCGGACCAGGAGACUAUGGGCCCAUCCUCUCAACAUCAGUCCCACCCAGCACAUAGCUCGAUGCAGCCAAUGCAGCAUAUUAACCAGGAUAAAAGCUGCAGUUCUGGCUGGGGUGAGCCAUACCCUCAACAGAAAGACUCUUCAUCAUGGGGGGAGCCCACUGCUGCUCCGCCUGUGAAAGUAGACAACGGGACAUCUGCCUGGGGGAAGCCUAUGGACAGCAGCUCCAGUUGGGAUGAACCCAGCAGGGAUGGCCGCGAACCUGGAUGGGGUGGCCAGCAUAAGUCUGCUCCUGGUCCCAAGCCCAUGGAGACAUGGUGCGGUGAGGAGGUGUCCAUGAGCAAUAGCUGGGAUCAAGAAGAAGAAGUGGAGAUCGGCAUGUGGAGCAACAGCCAACAGGACAACAGAUCCCAUGACCAAAACACCUGGAGUUACAAGCAUAAAGGCUCCAAUAAGAUGAACAAACCAGUCAACAAACAGGACGAACCCUGGAUGAAACCCUUCAUCAACCAGUUCAACAGCAUGAACUUUUCUAGAGACUCUCCUGAUGACUCCAUGAAGACAGGAGCAGGGAUGGUGCAGGACAAGCGCAUGGACAUGGGCAGUAUGGGAGAUUUCAAUGGAGUAAUGGGGAAGAACCCAGGGUCUCGGCACCAGCUCCACAAGGAGUCUGCCAUGGAUCGCAGUCCUUACUAUGACAAGCUUUCCCCCUCUGCUUAUGAUAAUCCAGCUUCUGAUGAACUGUCCUCCAAUCAAAGCAUGAGCCUUUCCCCUUCCAAUUCUGCUCAGCCUAUUCCCUGUCUCAACUCUGGGCCGUCUCCUUCCCACUCUAGUUCUGGGCCCACUCGGCAGAAUGUAAACCCUAUGUUGGGUGGCAGCAGUGUAGCACAGGGCCGUGGCGGCCCCCAGUCCCAGCCCCCUCCUCAACCCAAUCUUCGUAACCAAGUGCCUCCACCCAUCCUGCCCUCUCAGGUCCCUCCAUCCCUGUUGAAGUACCCGGGAGGUAACGGAGGUCUGAGCCCUCUGCUUGGCCCACAGCAGGUGGCUGUACUCAACCAACUCUCCCAGCUUAACCAGCUGUCGCAGCUCACUCAGAUCAACCAGUUACAGCGUCUUCUCCUUCAGCAACAGCAGCAGCAGCAGCAACAACAGCAACAGCAGAAGGCUCAAAGCCAGAGAGCCAUGCCGGUGGGACGUCAGACUGAACAGACACGUCCUAUUGGUUCAUCUCCGUCAAUGAUGCAGCCGCCACGACACCUGGACCCAUCCCUUAUGAAGCAGGCCCCACCCCUCAAACCAUACCUGGACAACUACUUGUCCCACAAUACCCCUGAGAUGCAGAAGGAUGCUGCCGCUCUCGGAUCCUUCAGCAACUUCCCUUUAAGCUUGAACUCUAACCUGAAUGUAUCCCUGGACAUGGGUGUUGGUGGUGGUAGUAGUGGUGGUGGAGCUGUGAGCUACAAAGAGCCACCCCAGUCCAGACUGAAGAAACUUUGGGCUACUGACCCUCUAGAGCAGAACAGCAAAUCUGGUGCUAUGUCAUCUGGGCUGCGUCUGGAGGACUCCCCCUUCUAUGAUUUCCUGUCUCCUGGCCCAUCUCCCCUGAGUCCUCCCGGCCAAUCAAUGGGCUCGGUGGGUGAUGGCUGGCCGCCCCGUGCCAACUCCCCCCCACCCCAUGCAAACACUGUCACCUGGCCUCCAGAGUUCCGGCCCGGGGAGCCUUGGAAAGGUUACCCCAACAUUGACCCUGAGACUGACCCUUAUGUGACCCCUGGCAGUGUCAUCAACAACCUCUCCAUCAACACCGUCCGCGACACAGACCACCUCAGGGACAGGAACAACGGGCCAUCCUCAUCACUGAACACCACGAUGCCUUCUAACAGUGCCUGGUCAUCCAUUCGUGCCUCCAGCCACAGCGGUUCCCUCACCAGUACAGCACAAAGCACUUCAGCCAGACCCAGUGAGUCAAAGUGGUCUCCCAGCGGCGGUUCUGUGUCCAACUCCUCCCUAGCCCAUGAGCUUUGGAAGGUCCCCCUGCCUCCCAAGGCGGCUCCCUCCAGACCACCACCCGGCCUCACCAGCCAGAAGCCCAGCCCUGCCUCCUCCGGCUGGGACGGCUCUGCCCUAAGGCUGGGGGGCUGGGGCUCCACUGAGUCCAGAUAUACACCUGGUUCCAGUUGGGGUGACAGCAGCAGCUCAGGGAGAACCCAAUGGCUUGUUCUGAAAAAUCUCACACCUCAGAUUGACGGCUCUACACUGAGGACUCUGUGCAUGCAGCACGGCCCUCUGAUCACAUUCCACCUCAACCUGCCGCAUGGUAACGCUGUGGUGUGCUACAGCUCCAAGGAUGAGGCCGCAAAGGCCCAGAAGAGCCUGCACAUGUGUGUUUUGGGGAACACUACUAUUCUGGCUGAGUUUGCCAGCGAGGAGGAAAUCAACCGUUUCUUUGCACAAGGGCAGUCAUUGGCGACUCCCUCCUCUGGCUGGCAGGCCAUCGGCUCUUCUCAGAGCAGAAUGGAUCAGUCUCACCCCUUUCCCAGCCGCGCUCCUGAAGCUAGCCAGUGGAACAGCAGCGAUCUCCACAGCUCCUCCCUCUGGGGCGGGCCCAACUAUUCCAGUAGCCUGUGGGGGAGCCCCAGUGGCACCGAGGCAGGGAGGAUCAGCAGCCCCUCUCCAAUCAGCUCCUUCCUCCCGGUGGAUCACCUGACGGGCGGCGGGGACUCCAUGUGAACCGCCUGCCAAUCACACAGGCUGGGGGAAGGGUCAGUAGAGAAUUAUCAAUAAUCAGCAGAAGAAAAUGGUAAAGAAAAAAAAAGUAGUUAUAAACGCUAUGGCACUAGUUGGACUCUUUCUCACUUACAAGAUAUUCAACAAUACGGGGUCUCCCCUGUGGAAAACAAGUUACGUUUCUCUCUCUGCACAUAUGUCCACUUUGUUUUAGCCCAAAAACAUAUCAGUCGGAAUACUUGAAUCAUGCAGGCCAAUUCUAUAAUGUGAACGGAUGGAUAUUUGCUUCCAGGUAGUGCUCUUUCAGACCGAAAAAAGCUUCAAUCGAGCUCAUUAUUAUAUAUAUUUUUUUGUUUCAUUCGUCAUGUUUAUUUGAAUUCCAAUUCUUUUUAUUUUUAACGUUUUCUUUUUGUUUUAUUUUCUUUCUUUUUUUGCAUUUAUUUGCUGACAAUGUUGGAGUAUGAGCUUUUUUAACUUUGCACUGAAUGUGGUUUUUUCUCAGUAUAUAUAAUCUGCAAUAUAGAGGGAGCAGCCAGUUUUUCCAGUGUAGCUGUUUACUCAUUGAGGUCCUUACCGUAUGUGUGUAUGCGUGUGCAUGCGCACGUGUGUGUGGAAGUACUUUGUGUGUGUGUGUGUGUGUGUGUGUGUGUGAGUUGCGAAUGAGUACGUGUGCGCUCCUCUCUGCCUUGGCACGCCUACCUUACUGCGUUGUCGUGGAGUUCAAGAUCAACAGAUGGUUAAAGAAUAAAACCUGACUUAGGAUGAUUAUCUGGUGAUCGUAAAAGUGACAUUUAAAAGUAUUGCACCAAUUUUGUUUUAAAACUAAAGAACGUUGAGCUCUGCAGUGCAAAGGACUGUAGCCGCAGCUGGGACUAGCAAGCCCCGCCCACCCUAAUAUAGGUGGCGGAGCCUAUCUAGCAAGCCCCCCCGCCAGCCCCCUAGUGGGCAGGUGGGGGAACAGCACUUUCAGAAUAGGCUUUCAAUGUUUUGGAGGUGCCACACUGCAACCUCUUGUUUACAAGACUUAGGAGGCGGAACGUGUGUUCAUUCUUCAUUUUAAAGAGAAGAUGGAAUAAAACAGAAAAUGCACAAAAAAAAUAUAAAACUGAUCAAAAACGCAUAAAAAAUUUAUAAAAACAAACAAAAACAAAAAAUGUAAACUCUUAUUGAGGAUGAAGACGAUGCUUUGUAACUCUGGGAAUUCGGAUCAGUGUUUUUGGCCAUGGCGUUGGUUAUUUGAACUAUUCCUCUUUGUCUGCUAAAUAACCAGCAAUGGUUCUCAGGAAAUCAAGCCAGUUUUCCCCCCCUUGUAGUUGAAUUAAAAAAAAAAAAAAACUACUACUCCUUGUAGGAAAGGAAAAUCCAACUUCUAGCACUGAAAACUAUGUAUAGGUCUGUAAGUUUUUUUUCUCUGCCAAAUAACUGCUUUAAGCUGGAGAAGCUCAACACACUGCUUUCAAUAUGCUGUCAUUUGAGGGAGGGGGAGGGCCUAAUGUGGGGGGUGGAGGAUGGGCUGCAGAAAUCCCAACGCUCCCUCUCUCCUCCUCUUCCUCCACUCCUCCACUCCACUGAUGUAAAAAUCAAACGUGGGGAGUGUUAUCGUGUGAGUGCGUGUGGAAAAUGUUCUGUCUCGUCAGACUUAUAAACCAAGAGAAAGGCAAAUCUGUAUCUAUGCAUACUGUAGCCUCUCACAUUCACAUGGCCUACUGAGAGGCGUUUUUUUUUUUCUUCCCGUGU
Messenger RNA from Amphiprion ocellaris (clown anemonefish), 8064 nucleotides. Its product is annotated as trinucleotide repeat containing adaptor 6A. Bases 685 to 6330 code for a protein of 1881 amino acids. Gene Ontology annotation, molecular function: nucleic acid binding. NCBI's taxonomy places the organism in Eukaryota, Metazoa, Chordata, Actinopteri, Pomacentridae. Gene Ontology annotation, biological process: miRNA-mediated post-transcriptional gene silencing; positive regulation of nuclear-transcribed mRNA poly(A) tail shortening. The transcript has 27 exons. The record is from RefSeq and is a predicted model, not a curated record. Gene Ontology annotation, cellular component: nucleoplasm; P-body.